Messenger RNA from Frieseomelitta varia, 2694 nucleotides. RefSeq names its product protein inscuteable homolog (gene insc). Lineage: Eukaryota; Metazoa; Arthropoda; Insecta; Hymenoptera; Apidae. Gene Ontology annotation, cellular component: apical cortex. The coding region runs from base 320 to 2578 and encodes 752 amino acids. The record is from RefSeq and is a predicted model, not a curated record. The transcript has 5 exons. Gene Ontology annotation, molecular function: cytoskeletal adaptor activity. Gene Ontology annotation, biological process: regulation of asymmetric cell division; asymmetric cell division; establishment of mitotic spindle orientation.
AAGGAAAUAAUUUUCUGUGCCAAUGCGAAAAAACGAUUGGAUACUCCAUGGGGGUUGCGACAGACACCAUACGGUUCUCCGAGCACGCGACCUGUAGGAGGGUCGUCUCGCUCUGCUGAGUCGUGAAACCACCCCAGUGUGGCAUCGCGUUGUUCCACUGCUCAUCAUCGUCGUUACCGCCAAACCUGAACCACCUAGGGAGUAUUCCUUAAGGCAUCUUCAUCAAUUUUUACUUGAACGUCUAGUUCAACGCCGAUUUACUUCAUAAAAAGAGAUUAAGAUCGUUGCGAAAGUUAGCCGAGGAAAGUGAAUAGAGAAGAUGAGCGCGUUUAAGAGACAUCAGAGCAAAGUGUUUUGGAACUACAUGGCAUCUCAGGAUCUAGAAAGUCUGGGUGCUUUCGCCUCGAGGAACGAUUUCGCUAGAGUCAAGCAAAAUAUAGCAUGCAAUUUUGAAAUAGCCGAAGAAGAAGCGGAAGAGCACUCGUCCAGCGUCAACGACACCAGCGACACAAUCGACGGUGAAAAUGUAACGGCGAUUCGCGUCUGCCUGAACGAAAACGAUGAACGACAAUAUUCUACGACGACGACGAUAGACGAGGAGAAUCUAAUGACUCAGACGGCUACAAUGGAGAUAAAGGACGAAGACAAAGAAAAUGAGAACAAUAUCGUUCUGGCGAACAGAUCGUGCAGUCCUUUGAGUCAAGAUCUCCGAAGUCUGGAUUCCGGUUUCUCGGAUUCCGAACGAUCGAAUUGUUCCGAACUUUACGAGAACGAGACGCCUAGACGUCGAAGGAGACGAAAGCGAGUUAAGGACCGACGACAUGGAAUGCAUUCGAGAAUCGGUGCCGUUUGGUUGAAAGAUGAGAGUAUUCCAAAUCCAACGUACACCUCUACUCCCAAGGACUCCAGAGUUUUACCUCGGAGUACGAUGAUCCUUAAUGCGCAUGAAGAACGAGGAAUGUCAGGAACACGCAGAACGGAAGACGAUCAAGUAGAUGCGUCGAAAAUUCCGCCAUCUGUUUCCUUGGAAGACGAGUGUCUUGGGGAUUUUUUGUACGCGGCUGAACCACCGGAAGAUGCGGUGUCACCAAGAAGCGCAAACUCGUCGACUAAUUUUUCAGAGACAGGAUCAUCGUACAGGUCUCUGCUACAUUCCAGAACUUACAGACAAUCCUCAUCGGUGAGAGCAUGGUUAAGCGAGCUAGCAAUGGAACCUGACAACGAGUGUGGCAACACUCUUCAAAGCAAAGCUCUGCCGCGACGGAAACAUCGGAAAAUUUUAAACGAAAAAGACGAAAUGAAUGAUUUGAAAAAUCUGUCGACUCUAGCUACGGCUGCUGCAAAUAAACUAUUUGUUAGAGCUGAACAAUUUGAUCGCCAUUAUCAAUAUAUCUUUAAUAAAGUGUCGCAUUUAGAAAGCGGUAGAUCGGAGCAGCAACUUCUAUGUGCCAUAGAGGACGACGCUUUCUCCCUGCUUUCGGAGUUGGGUGCACCGCCUCCGCGUAGAAUUCAGCAAACUAGCUUGAAAGCAAUAUUAGCACAGUUGGAAAACAUGAAAAAUUACGUUGACAGUGCUGUAGAUACACGCUUGGAUUUUUAUAUCGAAAGGAUAGUCAGAGGAUUGGAAGAAGCGCCAAAAGAUGAUAUUAUGUUAGCUAGAGGAACACUAGCGGCUUUAACUGCUUUAGGUUUGGUAGGACCUCGAGCAGGAAAUAGCAUUACGAGAUGUUCAGGUAUCAGAGCGCUUUUGACAUCCUUAAUCACGGCUGGGAGAACUUCGGUAGAUUUUGUGGCAGCCUCUUUACGUGCAUUAGCGAGCGUAUGUUGUUCCGCCAUGGCAAUAAAUCAAUUUGUCAAGGAUGGUGGUCCGGAAAUAUUGACGGACUUAUUAGCAGCAGAAAAUACAUCUGAGAAAGAGAAAACAGAAGCAACGGCAUUGCUUGUGCAGAUCACCGCACCCUGGGUCAAUGGUUUGGGUCUGCCUUAUCUGGAACCUUUUGCGAAGGAUUUAAUACCACCUUUAAAUCAUCUAGUCGAAAAUACUAACUGUGGUCAAACUUUAUUGCUAGCUGCAGCUGCGUUUAAUAACCUGUCAAAAUCCAGAAAAUUUGCAUUUAUGAUAUUGGCACACAAUACAGUUAAAAAAUUGCUAAGAACUGUGAAAAAAUCAGCUGGUAGAAAUGUUUGGUUAAUGGAACAGGUAGCAGCUCUUAUUAGUGAGCUAGCACGUAUACCUGAGGCUCGGACACAACUGGCGGAAAUCCGUGCCUCUAUUGCGUUAGUUUCCUUUCUUAGAAUGCGACCUCCUGGUUUAGAAGACGCAUAUAAGCGUUUAGAAAUGACUGCUGCUGCAGCGCUUACAAGACUAUGCGUAGAUCCAGAGAUUGCAAGGCAAGUAGUUGCUGUCGGAGGCGCAGAUUGUCUUCCAUCUUAUAAGGCUGAAGAUCUUUUAACCGAAGACGAAGAUCAAAUCGAAGCUGGAUUAUUAAAAUACACGAAGUCCUUAAGAAAGGCAUGUAAAAGAGCCGCAAAACAAAUUGACAUCGCAAAGGCCAGUGAUUAUAGUACUUUGAGUUAAGAUUAAUAUGAAAUAUUGAAGUGUAUAUAUGUCGAAUAUAUAAUAUUACAUGAGAAAAAAAAUUUUAUAUUUAUAUAUUUGUAAAAUAAUGUAAAAUAAUGACACUAUACAUAUAU